Lactuca sativa (garden lettuce) is the source of this 2227-nucleotide messenger RNA. Lineage: Eukaryota; Viridiplantae; Streptophyta; Magnoliopsida; Asterales; Asteraceae. The record is from RefSeq and is a predicted model, not a curated record.
AUGGUGUUUUUAGAAGGAAAUGGGACAAGGACCUUGAAGUUGUUUGGUACAGGAAAUGUUAAGUUCAUGGAAGAUGCAUCAGGAAAAACAUUUUGGCAGAGUUUUAAUACACCAACAGAUACGUUUCUUCUUGGAAUGAAGUUGGACAAAAGCUUAAUGUUGACAUCAUGGAAGAAUCUGAAUGAUCCAGGAACUGGAAGCUACCUAUUUCGGCUAGAUAAAGGAGGCGAGCAAUACGUUAUUAUGAAAGAUACAACAUAUUACUGGAAAAGCGGAAACCCAAAGAAUAGCUCCGAUGACAACGCAAUGCUCCCCGAUGCGUUGAGUUUGCUAUCAAACACAACCACGGGAGAUAAUUACUCAAGGUUGGUAAUGAACUACACAGGCCAUGUACAAUAUUUGAGUUGGGAAAAAGCGAGCAAACAAUGGGUUUUGGAAUGGGAAGCGCCUAGAGAUUAUUGCAGCGAAUACCAUGUGUGUGGGUCAUAUGGGAUGUGCAACCAAACAAAUGAUCCUCAGCCAUGUCGUUGUUUGACUGGAUUUCAGCGUGCUUCACGUAGGGAUCCUAAGGCUGGAUGCAAGAGAAAAUCAGAAAUCUGUGAGACUACUACAGAUACAUUCCUGAAUCUUACUCUGAUUAGUGUCGAUGAUACAGAUGUCACCUUCCAAAAAUCAAAUAAUGAGUCGGUAUGCAUAGAGAAGUGUCUGGAAAGCUGCCUGUGCGUAGCAUAUGCUUAUACGUCACAACCAGAGGAACAGCUAGUGGAUGAAAGCCGCCAUGAUACCCAAGGUUGUUGGUUCUGGAAUUCUCAGCUUUAUAAUCUCAAAGCACCGGGCAGACAUAAUAUCUCCAUCCGUGUUGCUGCAGGGCAUCAAGUCAAAGGGCGAUCAGAAUUUCAGAAACUUGUUGUUCCUCUGGCUGUUGGUGUUUCUGUUUUGGGGGUUAUAUUUUUGUGUGUGGUUGUGUAUAUAUCUUAUAGAAGAUUGGUGAAUAGAAUAGCAGGCUUACCAUCACCUAUUUUUGGUUUCAUCUCAGAAGACACCAGACGUAGGAUUGAACUUGAGUCCAAUAUUAUGAGCUCGUCUGUCAAUGAGUUACCUCGUCCAGAUGACUCAAGAGAAGCUAAUGAGUAUCAAGAUGGUGGCGUGCAACAGUUUAAUUUGGAAGAAAUUAAAGAAGCCACUGGAAACUUUUCACAGGAGAAUUUUCUUGGAGUAGGUGGUUUCGGUAGUGUGUAUAAGGGUGAGCUGGGAGGAAGACAAGUUGCAGUCAAAAGGCUCACAAGUACCACCGGACAAGGCCAAGAGGAAUUUAAAAAUGAGGUUUCCGUGAUUGCAAAACUGCAACACAGGAAUCUUGUUCAACUUUAUGGGUAUUGUGCCGAUGGAGAUGAAAUGAUACUUGUUUAUGAGCAUAUGCCAAAUAAAAGCUUGGAUUCAAUUUUAUUUGAUCCAAAUCAUAAAGCAUCAUUGGAUUGGCGAACCAGAUACAAAAUCAUCUCGGGCAUUACGGCUGGUCUAAGCUAUAUGCACCACGAUUCUCGGGUCCGAACAAUUCAUCGGGAUUUCAAAACAGGCAACAUCUUGCUUGAUGAGGACAUGAACCCCAAAAUUUCGGAUUUUGGUUUGUACAAGAUCCUGAGUGGAAAUGAAACAGGGGAAACAGCUAAAAAAGUGUCCGGAACCCCUGGUUAUAUUGCUCCAGAGUACUCAGAGAAUAAGGUGUUCUCCACGAAAUCCGAUGUUUAUAGCUAUGGAGUCGUAUUGCUUGAGAUAGUAAGUGGACAAAGAAUUUCCAAAUUAUACCUAUCCGAGGACUGUUGGAGGAAUCUUAUAGCACAAGCUUGGAAAUUAUGGGUUGAGGGUAAGGCGCUUGAGUUGAUGGACCCAACACUGAUGGAUACAUGCAAUCCACAUGAAGUGUUGAAGUGUAUUAACAUUGGACUCCAAUGCGUAAACAACCAAGCUGAUAAACGACCUCCCAUGUCAAAUGUGAUUUUGAUGCUUGGAAGUGAACCCGACACCCUGCCAAAUCCAACAGAUCCAACUGAUCAAGACUCGCAAAAGGAUCAUGCCAUUGCUUCUUCCUCUGGUUUGCCUAAAGAGGAACCACAAUUUAGCAAAAACAUGAUGGAUAUUACUGUAGUACACCCUCGUUGACACUUAAUUUAUUUCUUUUAACCAUAUAUGAACUUGAUUUUAGUGUGAGCUUUCCAGUCAGAUAAGA